CGACAGAGUACCGUAUUUUACUUGUGCCUGGUUAACAGAUCACACAACCUAAGUCUAUAACCUCAAGCAAGCUCCUUAGUGCAUCAGCGUAGUUCAUCGAGAACACUACUCCGUUUUGGUGCUUUUAAAGCUGUACCGUUCUGUUUGUGUCCUUGUGUGUGUGUUCGGGUAUUCUGAAUUAGUUUAAAUUGUUUUACCAACAAUUAACAAUUGAGCAAAUAUUAAAUAAAUAUACGGGCUUAUUCGUUAAAACUGUUUAAAUCUUUUGCAUUGGUUUUCAAUGUGUCGAUUCCAAGAAAUCGAAGAAAUGAUCAAAUAAUACACAGGAAACUGUGAAUAAAUCGUUGAACAAAUCCAAACAACUAAAAAAUUAUGGGAAACCCCAUAUGGAUUUCACCAGAUGUGUAAUAACUAUAAGGCUUUCUGAUCUGCUAGAAAUUAAAAAAUAAUCAACAAUGUCAUCUAUCUCAGAUUUUCGCAAGAAGAAGCUAUUGUACCUGUUCAACGUUUUCUUCGAUGUCAACCAGAGUGGGGAAAUUGAUCGGAAGGAUUUUGAAUUAGCUAUUGAGAAAAUCUGUACAUUGCGUGGUUGGCCUGCAGGUAAUCCAAAGAACAUAGAAACGCACGACUGUAUGUUCAAGAUCUGGGAAGGCUUACGCUCCAAGGCAGAUAAGGACAACGAUGGGCAGGUUUCUGUUGAUGAAUGGUGCAACAUGUGGGAUGCUUACGCCAAAGAUCCUAGUACAGUGAUGGAUUGGCAGAUAAGAUACAUGAACUUUAUGUUCGACCUGGAAGAUGCCUCACACGAUGGCACUAUCGAUGGCGAUGAAUUCUCUAUAGUAUGCUCAAGCUACGGCGUAGACAAAAACGAGUGCCAAGAGGCGUUUAAAAAGAUGUCAAAGGGCGCUUUGGAGGUAAACCGCGAGCAGUUUGGUGAAUUAUGGCAUGAGUAUUUUUCUUCAGACGAUACAACUUCUCCUGGCAACUUCAUUUUUGGCAAAACAUCCUUCUAACGGAGUUUCAGUGUUUAAAUAUUUGAAUAACUGAAGGCUUUUGGGAUAACCGAUUCGACAAUAAUUGACUCACGCGCAAGGGUAUCAUAAUAAACGAUUUUGGCAAUGAUGACGUUAGCGACAACGCAUUAAUAAUGUGUAGCUAAACGUCAACAACCGAACCAAAUGUGUCAAUCAGGCAGCGGUAAUCGCUGAUGCGGGCGUGCGUGCGUUUUCUGAAAAUGUAUGGAAUUUGACACCCGCAGCGGGUGACAGUUUGCAACCGCAUGCGUCAGAAUCAAACUGUUGUUACGUGUGUAACAGUAUAACGUAAUAACACAAACAAAUUUGAUUUUUCCGCACGCACGCCCGUACGCCCGCAGUAGCGAUUACCACUGCCUCAAUAGCAGCAUGGAAAACGAUGUAAUAAAAAAUUGAUAACAAAAUA
This is a messenger RNA of Anopheles gambiae (African malaria mosquito), 1440 nucleotides long. RefSeq names its product calexcitin-1 (gene Scp2). Gene Ontology annotation, molecular function: calcium ion binding. NCBI's taxonomy places the organism in Eukaryota, Metazoa, Arthropoda, Insecta, Diptera, Culicidae. Bases 456 to 1013 code for a protein of 185 amino acids. The record is from RefSeq and is a predicted model, not a curated record. The transcript is spliced from 8 exons.